Nomascus leucogenys (northern white-cheeked gibbon) is the source of this 2715-nucleotide messenger RNA. NCBI's taxonomy places the organism in Eukaryota, Metazoa, Chordata, Mammalia, Primates, Hylobatidae. The record is from RefSeq and is a predicted model, not a curated record.
GGCAGAGACAGGGCACUGGUUUCCCUCUACCACAGUUCCUGACCCAGCAGAGAACAAACCGCGGAGCAAGUUCAGCCCAAUAACGAUGGUGAAAAGGCUCCUUCUGCUCACAGUGUGAAUAACAGGAUAUCCUCAGACCAUCUUGAAAAGGAGGAAAAGAUGACUAUGAUGGCUCACCAGUACCCCUCUUGGAUCUUCAUUAAUGAGAAGACAUUCAUAACCAGGGAACAACUUAAUUCUUUAUUGAAGACUUAUAACAUUUUUUAUGAGAACCAGAAAAAUCUGCAUAUUUUAUAUGGAGAGACUGAAGAUGGCAAACUAAUUGUUGAAGGAAUGCUGGACAUUUUCUGGGGAGUAAAACGACCUAUACAGCUAAAAAUACAAGAUGAGAAGCCAUUCUCUUCUUUUACUAGUAUGAAGUCAUCAGACGUCUUCUCCAGCAAAGGAAUGACACGCUGGGGGGAAUUUGACGAUCUCUAUCGUAUUAGUGAGCUGGACAGGACCCAGAUUCCUAUGUCUGAAACAAGGAAUUCCCAGGAAGACUAUUUAUCUUAUCACAGCAACACCCUGAAGCCACAUGCAGAGGAUGAAUCAGACUCCCCAGUGCUCUAUAGAACCAUGAGUGAAGCAGCCCUGGUGAGAAAAAGGAUGAAGCCUCUGAUGAUGGACAGAAAAGAAAGACAGAAAAAUAGAGCCUCUAUUAAUGGACACUUCUAUAACCAUGAAAUUGAAAAUAGUCCCCAGGAUUUUGCUCUUCACAUUAUUUUUGCAACAGGAGAACAAAGACGAUUAAAGAAGACAGACAUUCCACUACUGCAGAGGCUCCUACAGGGACCUUCUGAAAAGAAUGCUCGCAUUUUCCUCAUGGAUAAGGAUGCAGAAGAAAUUAGCAGUGAUGUGGCUCAGUACAUUAACUUUCACUUUUCUCUCUUGGAAUCCAUUCUUCAAAGAUUAAAUGAAGAAGAGAAAAAAGAGAUUCAAAGAAUAGUAACAAAAUUCAAGAAAGAAAAGGCAAUUAUACUGAAAUGUCUUCAAAAUAAACUAGUAAUAAAAACAGAGACAACAGUUUAGCAGUACAGGCUGCUAUUGCUAAAACAUUUCAAAAAACUUAGAGAUAUUACUAUUUGAUGAAUGCAUAAGUUCUGUACUUGCAUUUAUACAAAUAUAUAUGAGACUUGAAUCGUAGAAAAUUGAAUGUCAAAAAAGCUCAUUUCUUUUUGAAGUGAUGAGGUUAACUAGGGUUCACAGUUGGACAAAAUGAGCUUGAGUUUAGUUUCAGUAACUGAAAUAAGCUUGAAUACUGCAUAUGCCAAAUAGCUUUUACAGUAAAACAUGUAAUGAACUCAAAUUUAAAUGGUGUCUUCAGAUAAGCAGUUUAAACUUCAUUUAGCUUGGACUCUCAAGAGAACUGAAACAUAAUCAAUGGAUUCAGAAAUGACUCAGAAAAAAGAAGCUGCCGGUUGUGGAAUGAAAGAGAAAUACAGUCUUACACCAUCAAGGAAUCUACCUGAUAGUGACAGUAGCUUCUUGAAAACUCUGGCAUUUUCAUAAAAUCUAGGACUAUCUUAAAUGGCCUGUUGACUUCUGACUAUCUGUGACAUCAGAGCUGUCUGGCCUUUGGAAAGGAAAAGAUUAUGGACUCUGUUAAGAAAUCCUAAUUGAAAUUUUCUGAACCUCCCCCCAGCCCUUUUAUUCUUUCUCUCUUCUACUGAUGAAAGAUCUUUCAUCAGUUCAAAGCUUUUCUUAAGCCCUUUUUUAAGUUAAUUGCACUUUUUCUUUAUUUAUUUUUCAAAAAAUGGUUAUAUCACAUAGACAUAUUACAUCAGCUAAAGCAAGACUUGGCCCACAAAUACCUAUUUGUUGCUGAAUGAAUACAAUGGAUAAAACAUGACUAUUGUAGCUGAAGUUAGGUAGGGAAUCCCCAACUCUGCCCUCUUAACAUCUUAUUCUACAUGACAACUCUCAAGGUACUUACAGAUCUGUUUAACCCACUUGAAAAAAAAACACUAAAAAUGAAGAAAUGCUGUAAGUAUAAUCUAUGAUUUUAUUUGUAAAUUCUAUAUUAAAAUGGAGUUAUAGGCAACAUUCUUUCAUUCUGUAAACUAAUUCCAUUUGCAUUCCUCAUAAGCAUUGUAGCAAAUUGUUUGAUCAUAUUACAUAUACUAAGGAAUGAGAUUAUAUGCAAUAAACCCAACUGGAAGAUUAACAAUAUUAAAACAUGAAACAUUUUUAAGACAAAGGCAUUACUUCUCAGUAUUACCAAACCUAAACUGGAUGAAGGUGAAAGUGUGCUAUGGCCUUUUCAAGCCUAAGAAGUCUCUCUUACUGAGUAAACCAGAGGCUUGCAUCAUUAUUCUUUCACCUGUCAAUUAAUAAGAAAAUAGUCUCAUCUCACUUAAAUGAGGCAAAUGUAAUAGUUAAAAUUCAACAUACUUGUAAAAAAACUAGUGUCAUGUACCUGCCAUGAACAUGACAAAAGGUUAAUCUUUAAUAGACUGAAAUGUAUAAGAGAAGAACCAAGUCUUACAUGGAAAAAAAAGGUAGGUAUGAAAAGAAAAAUCACAGAAGAGAAAAUGCAAAUGACUACUAAGUAUAUGAAAAAAGUCCUAUCUUAACAGCGAUCACCUGUGUUCGUCUGUAUCAAUCAGAAGAGAGAAACAAGGCAGUAAUUUAAACAGGGAAAGUUUAAUAUAAAUAAUAAUUAAGCUAUGAUAG